GAGGGGGUACGGUGUUGUAAUUGGAUGAGGCCGCUUCACAUCUCGGUCUUGUCUCUUAUCUCCAGUCUUUCUUCCUUGUCUCUGUGCUAGAGCUGGGGCUCGUCCGUCGGUACCUUCAUGUGUCCUCCUUUCCUCUGACCCUAUCGGUGACCAGUCCCAGAGCUGUCCAGAGGGGGAUGUCCCAGAAUAACGAUAUGGACAGAACAAUCAAGGUCUGCCACAAACCAUCCCACAUCUCCAUGGUGGUGUCCUCCCUUAAAGCCAGGACACAUCAAUCUUAGAAGAGUACAACAUUAACUGGACCCAGAAGCUUGGUGCUGGAAUUAGUGGCCCUGUCAGAGUUUGUGUGAAAAAGACCACACAAGAACGUUUUGCACUGAAAAUCCUUGUUGAUCGACCUAAAGCCAGAAAUGAGGUACGAUUACACAUGCUGUGUGCAGCACAUCCUAACAUUGUACAGAUCAUUGACGUGUAUGCAAACAGUGUGCAGUUCCCCCAUGAGUCUAGUCCAAGGUCUCUUGUUUGGAUCCCCAUUUGUUUUUCCUUAAGGGCACGGCUCCUAAUUGUUAUGGAGAUGAUGGAGGGGGGCGAGCUGUUUCACAGAAUCAGCCAGCACCGGCACUUCACUGAGAAGCAAGCCAGCCAAGUAACAAAGCAGAUUGCUUUGGCGGUAAAGCAUUGUCACUCACUCAACAUUGCACAUAGAGACCUCAAACCAGAGAACUUACUCUUCAAGGACAACUCACUGGAUGCUCCAGUUAAAUUAUGUGACUUUGGUUUUGCCAAAAUAGACCAGGGAGAUCUAAUGACACCACAAUUUACCCCAUACUACGUAGCUCCACAGGUUUUGGAAGCACAGAGAAGACACCAGAAGGAAAAGUUUGGGAUCAUUCCUACCUCACCAACACCUUACACAUACAACAAGAACUGUGACUUGUGGUCCUUAGGUGUUAUAAUUUAUGUGAUGCUCUGUGGCUACCCUCCUUUUUACUCCAAACACCACAGUCGAACCAUCCCAAAGGACAUGAGAAAAAAGAUCAUGACUGGAAGUUUUGAGUUCCCAGAAGAAGAAUGGAGCCAGAUCUCUGAAAUGGCAAAGGAUAUUGUGAGAAAGCUGCUGAAGGUUAAGCCAGAGGAGCGGCUCACUAUUGAAGGCGUUCUAGACCACCCUUGGCUGAACUCAACUGAAGCGCUGGAUAACAUUCUACCAUCUGCGCAGAUGAUGAUGGACAAGGCAGUGGUUGCUGGGAUACAGCAAGCUCACGCCGAACAGCUUGCCAACAUGAGAAUACAAGACUUGAAAGUCAACUUGAAACCGUUAAAUAUUGUCAACAAUCCAAUACUGCGAAAGAGAAAGCUGCUAGGAACGAAACCAAAAGAUAAUGUUUACAUCCAGGAUCCUGAAAAUGAAACCGAAGACUCAAACAUUGCACUGGAAAAACUUCGAGAUGUGAUUGCACAGUGCAUACUACCACAAGAAGGAGAAAAUGAAGAUGAGAAGUUAAAUGAAGUAGUGCAAGAAGCAUGGCAGUAUAAUAGAGACUGUAAGCUAUUGCGAGACACCCUGCAGAGUUUCAGCUGGAAUGGUCGAGGAUUCUCAGACAAAGUCGACCGGCUGAAAUUAGCAGAAAUAGUGAAGCAAGUUAUUGAAGAGCAAACAAACUCUCAAGAGGAUUCACAGUAACUGAAAUUAAUUUUUUUUUUUUUUUAAUUUAAUUUUUUUUUUUACUUAAAGAAGAAAAAUCUUGCUGCGUCUUAAUUGUAAAUUAAUUUUAUGUAAAUUAUAUCACUGAAUUUCCACACUGCUUGAACAUACAGUAUACAUGUAGAUAGAGGUUAAACAAACAUGGAGACUACUGUACUGAUAUUUACACAUCUGGCAGACUGCUCACUGCCAUUAAUCAUUUUGUAGUACUCUAUAGGCCUGCUCUUUUGCCAUUUACUAGCCUGUUGGCUGCUACUGACAUAACCACAGGUGCUGGCAGGUUGUUUAACUCUAUCUGUGCCAGAGAGCACUUUUAUAGAGUGACCGCAUUUCCUACUAGAUAUACUUGUGGAGCGCAGUUAUAUCUGGCAGGGAAAUAACUCGCAUACUUGAAUACAGACUUAUUGGAAUAAAACCAGUUUGGUUACACUGGCUACCAGUUUCCUCAGGAAUAAUUGGAAACGGCACAAGCCUUUGGAUCUAGUUCACCAGCUGCUUUGUAAAUGUGCCAGUAUAUAUCAAAGUAUGUGAAAAUAUUUCACUUAUAUAUAAAGAAUAAGUAACCUUAAAAACAUUUAAUGUGAAAUUGCUCAGGGCGUUUUUCUAAGCACUUUUGCAAUUUACUUUAUUUAUUUAUGUGUUGCAGUUUCAGAGCUAAUUAACUCUUUAGUUCCUGCCAAUAUAGUGAAUUUCAUAAUAACUGCCACAUGCUGGUUAGUUGUUGUAACAGAGAAGGGUUCUGAUUUUGCUUUGCUCAGAAAGGUUCCCUUUCCCAUCUCCUUCCUCAGCUGAGCAACAUCAGAACACAUCUCUGUUUUCCUUCUGAAAUUACCUCUUUGACGGUACAUUUGCAGGAACUGACCAGCAGGUGACACUGCUUCAAAAUUGAAAAUGAAACUGAACAAAUAAUAAUGGAAAUUGCAAAAGUGCUUAGAAGAGCAACCUGAGCAAUUUUAUAUUUGGUUUUUAAGGUUUACUUAUCCUGUAAACCAUGUUUUACUGGCUGCCCUAUAGAUUUUCUUUGCUGAAAAAAAAGUCACAGAGACUGGUUGCUAUUUGAACCCACAAGAUGGCACUGUUGUGUAUUUUUCUGUGAAUGACAAAGGGACAGCAUGGGCCUGCCUGUAAUGCACAAAGUUUCAAUUGAUCAAUUCCAGAUUUUAGUUCCCUUUUGCUGCAGAACUAAGCUUUAAACCUUGUGCUGCUAGAAAUGGCUGUAUUCAUUAUGGCUCUUGCAGUUUAUUGCAAGCUUUCCUGACAACAAUAGGGGUUUCUAGUAUUUUAUUUUUCUUUCCUUUUUUUUUUUUUAAGAAUACAUUUUAGUUUUCUAUUUUAAAGUAUUUUUUAUUUAAUAUAAAAUAUGCAUUUGUCUUGGUGUGCCUAACUAUGCAGUGAUGAACUGCAGACUAAAGUGCCAAUUUCAGAGUUUUUUAGCAGCACAAUGCUACUCUGUAUUGUCAGUUUGUUUCUGGUGUUGUGCCCAUGUCAUGCUGCCCCUAGAUAUACUCAUUUUCAUGCAACUCCUGGAAGGUGCACCAUUGGUCUGAUCUUUAUAUCUGACUGCUGUCUUGAGUUCAUAUAUAAGCCCCAUUACAUUACACAGUAAUCAUCGGGCAAAGAGAAGCAAGGCAAUAUCUGCAAUGUCGUCACUAUGGGGGAUUCUGACAACUACUACCUGCAAAUAGGGAGGUACACAAUUCUGUUUGUGCACUGGCGGUAGUUAUUUUUUUUCUCUCCACAUGUAACGUGUUUGUUGGUUUAUAACUGGCAGAUCAAUUUAAAUUGUCUGAUGGGAUCUAAACGCAAAAUGUGGGGUAUCCAUGUAACAUCUUAAAAUAUUUUUUUUACAAAAAAAACCCAUCAUUUUUCUUUUAUGGAGAAUAUCUAAAGUAUAUGUUUUAAUAAAUGAUCCCACAAUGGAGGAUUGUUUUCAUCAAAUAAACCACACAUCUUAGGUGCUCAUUUAUCAGCCUCGAUGUUUGUAAGUCCGCUGAAGGUAAAAGAAAGAAAGCAAAAAUUGGUUUGCCAUGGGUUACCGCCCUGGUGCUAAUUUGCCCAGUGUUGAUAAAUAUCAUUAUUAUCUGCAGUUGCUGAUGGAUAUGCAGUGCUACCAAACAUAUUUCACUAAAGCCUUAGCGCAGGAAGGUGCUACUGAGAAUAGUGUUCCCUUUUUCAUGUUUCAGUUUGCUACUGAGAUGGAUCGUUCCAAAAAUGAAGAUUGCACUCUAUUCGUUUCGACCGUAAGAGGUCUUCAUCAGGGGAAAAAAAUCAUAUAAAAGCAAACAAAGCAAAAGGGUGAGAUAAGAGUCCGGUGUUUUCACUCGCCCUAUUGUUUAUAAAUGAGCAUACCCAUCUGCAUACUUGGCCAUUAUGAAACUGGAGAAGGCCCUGCGGUGUGAAACACAUCUGAAUAUAAGUGUAGUAGCAAUAUGCUUCAUUAUUUUAAUAUGCACUAAUGGUCUUUAUCAUAUCUUUGUGAAGUAGAAAA
Xenopus laevis (African clawed frog) is the source of this 4193-nucleotide messenger RNA. It is a transcript of the gene mapkapk5.L, whose product is annotated as mitogen-activated protein kinase-activated protein kinase 5 L homeolog. Gene Ontology annotation, biological process: Ras protein signal transduction; regulation of intracellular signal transduction; stress-induced premature senescence. Gene Ontology annotation, molecular function: protein kinase activity; protein serine/threonine kinase activity; kinase activity. The record is from RefSeq and is a predicted model, not a curated record. NCBI's taxonomy places the organism in Eukaryota, Metazoa, Chordata, Amphibia, Anura, Pipidae. Bases 428 to 1684 code for a protein of 418 amino acids. Gene Ontology annotation, cellular component: cytoplasm; nucleus. The transcript has 16 exons.